Molecule: messenger RNA, 1302 nt
Organism: Linum trigynum
Lineage: Eukaryota; Viridiplantae; Streptophyta; Magnoliopsida; Malpighiales; Linaceae
Source: the annotation of a GenBank genome assembly
AUUAAAAAAUACAAUAAAUACCUAUGAACAGUGUUUUCGAUAAAGAGCUUGGGUUUACCGUGUUUUUCGUGAGGAACAGUAAAAGUAAUUAGAGGUAACUUGUGCUUUUAAUUAAUUAAUUAAUAGUUGUAGAAUUAUUUUGAAAGGGCGAGAACCUUCUUUCAACUUCUUUCAAUAUUUUGACAACGUUGUUCCUCUUCUCUUGCAAGGGCGCGAACCUUCUUUCAAUUUCGCUGAAAGCUAAACGCUUUUCUCCACAGCUCUCGAACUCUCUCGUCGAGAGUCCUCAAUUUCUUUCACCUCAUUUCCUCCUCCGCCUUAAAACCCGAAACCGCCAAAUUCACCCCCGCAGAGCUAAUGGUCCGCAAUCCACCAGAACGAUGGCGGCUACCUGUUUGCAACGACGCGCUUCAACCCUAGCCCGAUUCAGUCGACAGACUCUUCCAUCCUCGUCGAGACUGUUCGCUUCCGAUUCCGGCGCCUUGGUCGAGGUCCCCGGCGAGGCCGCAAUUGUCGCACAAAUCCCCGAACAACAGCGUCGUAGAAGGGUCGUAAUCUACUCGCCAGCUCGGGCUGCGACGCAACAGGGAUCUGGAAAAGUUGGGAGAUGGUUCAUUAAUUUCCUUUCUGUACACAAGUGGGAGAAUCCAUUGAUGGGUUGGACAUCGACCGCAGAUCCAUAUGCGAACGUUGGUGAUGCAGGGCUUAGUUUUGAUAGUGCUGAAGCUGCAAUUGCAUUUGCUGAAAAGCAUGGUUGGGAAUACUCGGUCAAGAAGUUCCACGCCCCUAUUCUAAAGCCGAAGUCCUAUGCUGACAACUUCAAAUGGAAGGGUCCAGCUCCUGCCGAGGAUCACCAGUGAAAGACGUCUUUGUCUUUCCGGGUUGUUGUAAGCUAUCAGUCAAAACCUUGCAGUACCACCUGCCCUUUUGUUAGUACUAGUACGUGUCAAUGUAGAUAUUGGUUAGUGUAAUGUGUGGCUUGUAUUGAACCGGGGCACGCUUGCAUGUCCUCUCCUGGAUAUUAACGUUCUAAGAAUGUACAAAAGCCUGAGUUAUACCGGUUUCUGUUAUGAGCGAAAAAUGGAUUUCUGGCUUAGUUAUGGGAAUCCUUUGCCCAGUUCUUUGUUUUAUUCCUCUAUUCAUUGUUCUUGGAGUUGUUCAGAACUUACUCGGCUGUCCAAGUCCUUGCACAUCCACAACGAUUUUAGACAUUUACCCAACAGGAUUCACAAACGGACAUUUACCCAACUGGAUUCACAAACGAACUACUCUAAGCAUUUUAAAUAAGCUAAAAAGAGAGAG